Messenger RNA from Tetranychus urticae (two-spotted spider mite), 1497 nucleotides. It is a transcript of the gene mRpL45, whose product is annotated as mitochondrial ribosomal protein L45. NCBI's taxonomy places the organism in Eukaryota, Metazoa, Arthropoda, Arachnida, Trombidiformes, Tetranychidae. The record is from RefSeq and is a predicted model, not a curated record. Gene Ontology annotation, cellular component: mitochondrion.
UUAUAAAUAGCAAAACAUGUGUUAUUCCAGGUUUUGUUUAUUUGGAUAUUAAUGUAUUUAAAUUAUUGUUUUUUUGUAUUAAUGUUUAAAUUUUCAUCAUGAAUAAUCCUAAACUAUUGACCGUUGUCUCGGUGUGCAAGGAAUUUGUACGGACUGUUAGGAAUAAACAUUGGAAUCCAGGUCCUAAGGAGUACUGGAAUCGUGGUAUUCCCAAUUUUGACUGGAGAAGAGCCAGAGGCAAAAAAGUCUCACUUAUUAAAGACUAUUUAACUGCUAUAGAGGAUUAUCGUGGUAAAAAUCCAGAAGAGUUCAGUCCUGAGGAGAGGAGAUCUUUGUACAAAGAAAGAGGAGUUGCACCGAUGAGAGAUUGGAAUGAAGAGACUAUUUUCCUUGCGUCGUCUUCUCAAAUUUUGGAUCCGUACGUUCCACCAGAAGGUGACGGUAAAGCAUCGAUAUUGUCCGUCGAGAGAAGUAAACAAGAAAGUGCAAAACUUAAAGCUAAGGGUAAAUCUAUGAUGGCUCUGAAAAAAAUUCGUACUUUCUUGGAAUAUUUCGACCCUGGCACAUUUGGUUCUGAAGCUAUGGAAAUAUAUCUUAAAGCCCACCAAUGUCUUGUCGAGCGUGACUCUGAGAAGAUAUUUGAUUAUGUUACAGAGAAGGCUUAUCCUGAAAUGACUCGUUAUGUUGAUCAUAAAACCUUGAGGUGGAAGCUGAUCAAAAGUAAUGAGCCUCCAAGAGUAGUCCAUGUCCGAAACAUUGAUGGCCAAGAAGCUGGAGCUCAAUUCGGUCAAGUUACUGUUAGAUUUAAUACAGCUCAAACAUUAGCUAUUUAUGAUUCAUUUGGUCGUUUAAUAUAUGGAGAUGAAGCCGUAGUGAAAAAUGUCAUUGAAUAUGUAGUUUUUGAAAAUCAUUUAUCUAAUGUUUAUGGUAAAUGGAGAAUCCAUGGAAAAAUAAUUCCUGAUUGGUUACCUUCUUCAUCACCGAUUUCUCAAACCUUUGUCAAGCCCGAUAUACCUUCAGAGGACGAGAUUAAAUAUGUCCAGCAAAGUCCAGCAAUUAAGGAAGAGUCUAACACUCAAGCACCAACUGAUGGGUUAGCUACCGCUUAGCGGCCUCCAAAUCUUUUUUAUACAUGAAGAUAAUUUAAGAUUUAUAUUCAAUUAGAUAUCUUUUUCGAGUUUAAUUUUCAAAAUUUUAAUUAAACUCUAAGUAUUGCUUAUGCUUAGUGUUGUUAAAUGUAGAUCAUUAAAAUCAAUGAAACUCAAAGCUCAUUCUAGACAAUGUUUGAUUGAGACUCAGAAACAUCUGCAUCUAAAUUGAAGAUUUCCUGUAAAAAUUUUUGCUUUAUUUCAAUGCAAAUUAACUGAAUACAGAACUAUUGUAAUAAAUCAUUGCUAAUAGCAUAACAGAGAGAAUGACGAAUUGUAACUUAAUUGUCUCAAGAGAUUCACUUCAGCAUGUAUUUGUAUAAAAUUAAAGUUCUUUCUGUUAUGUAAA